AAAAAUCAUUCUUGUUUCGACUGUCGCCAAUUCGUGAUUCUAAUUCACGUUUGUACAUAAUAGUUGAAUCCCAUCAAUUUGCGUAAAUAGUACAAAUUUAUAAGUUUUAUAAUAGAGGUUAACCACGUAUAACCUUUGCAUUAGACAACCAAUAAAAAACACCUUUAAGAAAUAAAUUGGUAGGAACUUUGUCGAGUCCUUUGGUUUAUGAGCUGUGAUGGACUACUGCAACAAAACAAUCACAAGCAAGAAGUUGAUGAUGGAAGAAGGUUAUAAAUGAUUUUGGUACUACCUCUUGAGUGUUGUACUACAGUUAACCUUGUUGGUCGUUGAUCGACAACCAAUUUAUGUCCAUGUUAUCGGUGACAUGAGCACAAAUAAGAGACGCGGGCCCAGCAGUUCCAGUUGCGCAGUUCCAGGUGUUCCUGCGCUUGUUAACGUACCGACCGCCAUGUCAGCUGACCUGGCCUCUUUAUUUGAAUGCCCUGUUUGCUUCGACUAUGUCUUGCCACCGAUCCUCCAGUGCCAAAGUGGACAUCUUGUCUGCUCAAGUUGUCGGCCGAAACUGUCGUGCUGCCCAACCUGUCGCGGUCCUCUUGGAAAUAUUCGAAACCUUGCCAUGGAAAAAGUCGCAAGCAAUGUCAUGUUUCCCUGUAAACACUCUAACACUGGCUGUACAGUAACCCUUGUGCACACUGAAAAAGCAGAGCAUGAAGAAGCCUGUGAAUUUCGGCCAUAUUCCUGCCCUUGCCCUGGAGCAUCUUGUAAGUGGCAAGGAGGACUAGACCAAGUAAUGCCACACUUAAUGAUGUCACACAAAAGUAUAACAACUCUUCAAGGUGAGGAUAUUGUUUUCUUAGCUACAGAUAUAAAUUUACCUGGAGCUGUUGACUGGGUCAUGAUGCAGUCUUGUUUUAAUCACCAUUUCAUGUUGGUACUUGAAAAGCAAGAAAAGUUUGAUGGUCAUCAACAGUUCUUUGCAAUAGUACAACUUAUAGGAUCUCGAAAAGAAGCUGAGAAUUUUGCAUACAGAUUGGAAUUGAAUGGACAUCGUAGGAGGUUAACAUGGGAAGCAAUGCCUCGUUCUAUACAUGAAGGUGUCUCAUCAGCAAUUAUGAAUUCUGAUUGCUUGGUAUUUGAUACUUCACUUGCGCAACUCUUUGCAGAUAAUGGUAACCUUGGUAUAAAUGUUACUAUCUCAAUUGCCUAAUCCGCAUUUCAGUGCCUGCACAAAUGUUGCAGAGAUAGUAUGAACAAUGUACAUUAGUAAACAGUGUUUCUUAAAGACAUAUAUAUAAGAGACCAUUAUUUUAUGUUUAGUGCAUCCAUUGGCAUUCACAUGUUUGACUCUUUGAUAUCUUUUAUAUGUAUCUAUAUAUGAAAAAUGCCAAAUAUGCUUUCAUUUUGUAAUUAAUGUGUGUUCAAGUUAGUGAUAAGUAGGAAAAAAUUAUAUGUUGAGAUCAUAUUACAGUGUAAAAUCUAUAAAUUUUUUUACCAAAAUAAAAUACAAAUCAACAAUUAUUACCACUUAGCUUAAGCCACUAUAAUGGCAUGCCUUCUAUGUAUUGUAAAAAUAUAUAUUUUAAAAAAUACAGUUUAUUUGGAGUUAGACACUGAUUAUUUUUGUUAUCAAUAAAUUAUCCCAGUAUCUUAUAAUUUUAAUAGUAUCUUAUAUUUUAAAAAGACAAGAUUUUACAGUGUUAUAUGACCUAACAAUUUGUGUGAACAAGUGAUCGUAAUAUUCCAAACAAAGAACAAAUAUUUUAAAAUUGUAUUAAUUUGUGUAUAUAAUGCAUGAUUUCUAAGCUCGUGUUAAUUGAUAUUGUGAUGCUUCUAGAUGCUGGCUUCAACUGAGUUGAAUCACAAAUUUAGCUGUGAUGCAAAAUAUAGUCAGAAAAAGAACGAAUUGGCCUUAUUUUAUUAAGAAAUGAGAACAUUCUGUCAUGUUGAAAACUAAGAUACUAUUUUGUUUAAUAUAUCCAAUGUGAAUUGAAAACUCUGUGUAGAAAAAUGACUGUUGUAGAUAUUAACAUUAAUCCUAGAAUCUAGUUAGUAGAAGUUAGUUUAAUAUUUAAAGUAUUGGUUGCUGAAUGUUUGGAUGUGAUUUUACACUAAAUAGUUCACAUUAUAGUUCUACUAAAUAUUUUUGUUAAAAGUUUAAACAAUGACAGUGAAUAUAUCCAUGGCACGGUGAGCAUUAUUAUCCUGACUUAAUAGAAAAUAGUCAUAUCUAAUAAGAGUCUUCUCAAUCAUUCUGUGUGCCAAAUCAUACAGAAAACCUUGUAUUUAUUGAAGUGUGGGCACUUUAAUAAUUUAGGUUAAAUUUCACAUAUGCUACAGAAAAGAAGUCGACUAGUUUUUGCAUCUCAAAACCAAUUAUAGGCAUCACUAUAUUUAGCGAUAAGUUGAAUCAAAUAUGUAACGCUGAAUAUUUAUCUUUUAUAUAAAUUGCAAGAGUUGCAAACUUAUUGUAUGUAAAAUGACUAGUGUAUAAAAAUGGUUGUCUCAAAACUUAUUAAAAGGUUAAUUGAUUUGUGCAUUACUUCAAUCUCAAACAAGAAAUGUUUUAUAUGCCUCUAUUAAUUUUAUCUACUUUAUUCAUGUUACUUAAAUUUCUUAAAGUAAAUUUUAGGGUAUAUUUUAUCAUCAAU
Pieris brassicae (large cabbage white) is the source of this 2651-nucleotide messenger RNA. RefSeq names its product E3 ubiquitin-protein ligase SIAH1A-like. Bases 368 to 1210 code for a protein of 280 amino acids. The record is from RefSeq and is a predicted model, not a curated record. The transcript has a single exon. Gene Ontology annotation, cellular component: cytoplasm. Gene Ontology annotation, molecular function: ubiquitin protein ligase activity; ubiquitin conjugating enzyme binding; zinc ion binding. Lineage: Eukaryota; Metazoa; Arthropoda; Insecta; Lepidoptera; Pieridae. Gene Ontology annotation, biological process: proteasome-mediated ubiquitin-dependent protein catabolic process; multicellular organism development.